Fraxinus pennsylvanica is the source of this 747-nucleotide messenger RNA. The record is from the annotation of a GenBank genome assembly. Lineage: Eukaryota; Viridiplantae; Streptophyta; Magnoliopsida; Lamiales; Oleaceae.
AUGGAUAUUCUCACAAUCCCGAAUUACCUGCUUUUGUUUUUCAUCAUGUAUUUCAUCCUCUACCUCAAUGCCUAUUUCAUCCUUUUCCGGACCUGGACCCGGAAGCUCCGACCCGAAGCUUCAAGCUGUAUUAUUUCUCUAGCUCACGGCACUCCAGCCGUGAUUCUAGCCUCCUACGCCAUAUUAUCUGACCCGACCCGAAACUUCGAUUCCCCGAACACCUCGUUUCAGAACCUUGUUCUUGAAUACAGCAUUGCCUAUUUCUUGAUGGAUCUUUUGCAUUACUUGGUGUUUUACCCAAGAGACAUGCUCUUCAUAGGCCACCAUAUGUGCACACUCUUCGUCUUCAUGACGUGUCGUUACGUGGUUUUCCAUGGUGCAUAUGCGAUCCUGAUGCUGUUGAUUCUUGCGGAGAUCACGAGCUUAUGCCAGAACGUGUGGACCUUGGCGAGUGCGCGGAGAUCGGAUGUGAAGUUUGCUGCCAGAGUGUAUGAUUUAUUGUCCCCUCCGUUCUAUGCUUUGUACUCUAUGAUGAGAGGUUUUGUGGGACCUUAUUUUGUUUAUCGAAUGUUUGUGUUUUAUCUGAGUGGGGUCGCGAAUAAUGUGAUACCUAAAUGGGUUUGGAUAUCAUGGAUAUCUGUUGUUGUGACGGCUAUUUCUGUUAGCAUAUUGUGGAUUUCAAAUCUAUGGAUUGAGUUGUACAGUGAAAGGAUGAAAAAAGUUGAAUCGAAAAAAAAAAAUAGAUAG